Messenger RNA from Lingula anatina, 1610 nucleotides. RefSeq lists its product as uncharacterized. Lineage: Eukaryota; Metazoa; Brachiopoda; Lingulata; Lingulida; Lingulidae. The record is from RefSeq and is a predicted model, not a curated record.
UGGAGGUCGGACUAUCUGAUACACGGAUCCUCACACCUUACUUGUGAAUGCAGUCAUUUUGCGACGUCACUGGACUUGGUCGCUCCUAAAAUUCCACAGUUUCUUCGUGAUUAGUGACUUAACGAAAAGAUGGCUGAUAUUAAGAUGAUAUUUAUAAGAUAGCGAGUGUACCUGUGGCCUCACUUGCCACGGAGGAGGCACAGAUCUAACACUAUGCACCGGGUAUUGGCUUUAUUGGCAACCUUCCUUUUUACCACAGAGGCGUUCCUGGGCGGUGGUCCAGCGUGGAAUGGCCUUCGAGUGACGUUCGGCAACCCUCUCACGUCUUUUAAUGCGGUGCCGAGGACCGUAAAAGACGCAGUGGCUGACGAUUUCAAGUUGAUUUCGGCGUGCGGCGCUUCCAAAAACAUAAUUGGCAAUCGGUACAUGAAGGACGGGGACGAGGCUGUUAUACUCAUCUUUGAUAAGAAUGGUUACAUCGCUGGGAUAGAAGCUGGGAUUCCCAGCCUUAACAGCAAUCCCUAUCCGUACCAAGAGAUCAUGAAGUACUUCAGAGAAGAGAGUGGAGGUUACAAAAUAACGGCCUACUUCGUCAACCCUGGUAAUUGGCAUUCAACUUGUUUUUUUAAUCUUUUUAAGAUUCCCAGCCUUAACAGCAAUCCCUAUCCGUACCAAGAGAUCAUGAAGUACUUCAGAGAAGAGAGUGGAGGUUACAAAAUAACGGCCUACUUCGUCAACCCUGCCACUAUCUGUUCCAACGGCCGCACAGAAGCAGAAUUUAACCAGCAAGGGACCGGUACGGGGCUCUACAUUCAGACAGGCCCGAACCCUGCCUCUGAUUACAUCACCAUUCCAUUGAAGGAGAGCGAGGUCCAGGGUACGAAGUGGACUUUGGGGAAAUGCUUCUACGGCAUGGGCGUGCACUACUGGUACAACCUGAGUGAAGACAUGAGCUGUAACGACUUUGCACCAAUCUUCCUCUUGUACAACAAAGGUAAACUGAACGCGUUUGGCUGGGCGUUCCAGGGCAAUUACCCAUCCACAAGAUAUGAGCAUCCGUCUCAAAACACCUUUGGGCUUUUCAUGAAAACCGUCCCUAAAUGUCUGAAGACUGUUGGUACAAUUUCUACCCUUCACAUCUAUUUGACCAGAACACCCGCUCUGAACUUUUGUUAGAAGACAAUCCAUACUAUCAAGAGAGCAAUGAAAAUGAAUGUGUCUGUGAUUGUUGAAAAUUGAGAAUAAAAUAUGAUUUUAAGACACGAAUAUUCAGUGAGAGGUUGCUUAGUUCCACAGUACUAAUUGAAUUGCUGUAUAUACAGAGAAAUCAAAACGCGCCAUCUGUGGCAUCGAGUAUGAAGGUUUUCCCCCCUUAUAGAUCUUUAGUAUAACUCAGUUUAUUAUACGGUUAAGAGGUAUUAUUCAGCAGUCAAGUAUAUUUGCUUCAGAUGUUAUGUCUGUUCAUAUAUGCACCCCCGUAUUUCUAAGGGUGAACAUAUUUUGAUAUGCAGUUGUGUUCAGUGCAAAUUGGAACAAAUGAUAUACGAUAAGAAAAUGUUUAUUCUCAUUUAUGCAAACAGUAUUAGCGCUGAGUUCAUUAUGUUGAGUAG